Molecule: messenger RNA, 2656 nt
Organism: Ceratina calcarata
Lineage: Eukaryota; Metazoa; Arthropoda; Insecta; Hymenoptera; Apidae
Product: protein SERAC1
Exons: 14
Coding region: 630-2600 (656 amino acids)
Source: RefSeq, a predicted model, not a curated record
UUACUGUCUUAUUAAUUUCAAAGUAUUUUCUCCAAUUAAAAUUAUAAGAACGUAUGAUUCGAAUAGAAUCAAUCGGAUUAAUAGAAUAAGUUACAUCGCUCAGAAUUGCUCAGAAUGUUCCUCGCCGUGGAUAUUUAGUUUUAAUUUCAGUCGUGAGUCCUUAAAAUCGCUUUCGCUAGAAUUUCAGAUAUAUAUUGGCAUUUUACGCAGUAAUAUAACAGAGUUUUAGGAGUCGCACGCUUUAUCCUAUCAUUCCUACAACCAUAUCCACCUGUGCCCAUAUCCUAUCGUUUUCCGACUUUAUUCAUUCUUUCAUUCAGUAAUCGACGACUUCAUUAAUCACUGACACGUCACAUUCAUCGAAUUAUUCUCGUGAAUAAUUAUGAUGUCGAUUAACAAUUUCUUCUUCGAGUCGCUUGACAUUGAUGCCAUGGAAAAGAAACGGAAUACUUAAAAAUUUCAUGAUUAUCGAUGAUUCACGAAUGCUCCGGUAUAAACAUACUCAAACAUACUCUCCCUGUUCUUGCUAGCCACCGAAUUUCGUUUUUGACAGUACGUGCUCUUAAACGCUCUUCGAAAGUGUAAUAUCGUGAUUCUUGAUCCAAACUAGUACUCCGACACCCCUGAAAAUGGGAGUGCGAAUUUAUAGAAAGUGUAUAGAGUACAUAAAGUCAACCGGGAUUUGCAUUGUGAUGGUUGGUGGCUGUUGGUUUUUAUAUCAAUUGAGGGAGGUCUCCAAAAUUUUACAGUACUCUGUGCCUACUAAUAUUCUUAAUAUUGAGCAAACACAAACUCAAUACAUUUAUGUCGACGAUCCUAGAUUCAAAGAUAUACUUCUAUACAAAAAUAUUGGAAGCCUGCAAUCGUCUGUGCCAGUCGAGUCCUUUUCGUUUAACAAUACUAUACUGAAAUGGUGGAAAUCAUUGAAUCGCAGUAUAGCUUACAAAUUACUGACCAUGGCACAAAUUGGAGAUAGGACAGAAAAAUUGAGGGCUCUCUACACUCUGAAUUCUUUGAAACAUUUAAAAGAUUGGCAUUAUCGGCACAUCGCACAAAUGUUGGACGCGAAAACUGCAGUGAUUCUUGCGAGGAUGCCAAGAGUUGAUACAAGAUUCUUCUUGAAGCCACCGUAUUAUUAUAUCCAUCACAAAUUGCACGACGUGAUAGAAAAAGUACAUCAAUUGCUUCUGUAUUUAAACGCCUCUUGUGAAAAUACUCAUCCGUGUCUUACACAGUUUCUUAACAAGAAAUUUAAAGAUACACCCUCGGAUAGUCUGAUACUUGAUCACGAUUUAACAAACUUAGGGCUGGCUGUAGCACCAGCCACAGUAUGGGACCCAGACUUGUUACUGAAUUGCAUUCAAGCGUUAUGCCAUCACUCUUGCUCAGAACAGUACAGCAAAGAUAUCGUCAUUGCUGGGGGUUUACCUUUGCUGAUGCUGAUUAAAAGAAUGUUUAACGACAACAUUAACGUGUGUAUAUUACUCGCAAAGACCAUCUCGAAUAUUUCGCUUCAUUCCGAGCACUUGGACGACAUUUUCCAGUCAGGAUGGAUUGGUACGUUGGUGGAGUGGUCUCAAAGCAAGGAUAUAAGAUUAUCGGCACCGGCCAGUCGUGCACUGGCAAAUUUAGAUAUCGACGAAAACGAAAAUGUUAAAUAUCCAAGACGUAUCUAUCUUCUACAUCCCUUGCAUAAGACUAGGGGGAAAAUCAAAUUGGACGUUGUUUUCCUCCAUGGUUUACUCGGCGGUGUCUUUAUAACGUGGAGGCAACGAGAUCAAGAUGAGCCUGAUGUCGGGAUCGUAGGAGAUUCGAAUUCUAGCGACGACGCGUGCAUGCAGAAGAUUUACUACGACAAGAGGUACAAGACUCUGUGCUGGCCGAGGGAUUGGUUACCGGAAGAUAUUCCGUCGCUUCGAGUUAUCGGAGUUAAUUACGAUACGAAUCUAUCGAUGUGGACACCGUCGUGUCCAAUAGAAGGCGCGAGAGUCACCAUGUAUGAGAGGAGCAAAGAAUACGUAAAGAAGUUACUGACUGCCGGCGUCGGGCAACGACCAACGAUUUGGGUGUGCCACUCGAUGGGUGGUUUACUGGUGAAGAAGAUGCUUGUUAACGAAUGGAAGAACGGUGACAAAAACGAUAUAUGCAAAAAUACGCGUGGUAUCGUAUUCUACAGCACUCCGCACAAAGGAUCUCACGUGGCAGCGUUGAAGCAAGCAACGCAAAUGGUAGUAUGGCCAUCGAUCGAAGUUCAAGAACUUCGGGAAGGGUCGCCACAGUUAUUGGAACUGCAUAACGAGUUCCUAACCAUGUUGAAAGAGUAUCCCAUAGAUAUAGUCAGCUUCAGCGAAACGAAAUCUACACACGUAACGCCGUUGAAAGUCCCGUUUCAAUUCGUCACCUCGAACUCGGCAGAUCCUGGAGUAGGCGAAUUCUACGAGAUUGCACAAGAUCACCUUACUAUAUGCAAACCGGCUACCAGGCAUUCCUUUUUGUAUCAAAAACUGCUGAACAUGCUGAAGCGUCACGUGCAGACGCACGAGAAGACCACCGUUUCAUCAGUCAUGGAGCUGUUCUCGUUGCCAAGCAAGUUAUUUUAAUUUUGUACAUAAGUAUUUCUAUAUUUCUAUGUGUUACGAUGAACGAAUAAAAUUCU